Messenger RNA from Cladocopium goreaui, 2334 nucleotides. The record is from the annotation of a GenBank genome assembly. NCBI's taxonomy places the organism in Eukaryota, Dinophyceae, Suessiales, Symbiodiniaceae.
AUGGUGGCAAUCUCUGAGACUGUGAAGAAGAAUGUGGAAAAGAUCCUUGGGAGUGGUGAACCACUUCUUGUCACAGUGCAAAAGCUGACUUCCUUCCUUUUGGAAAGUGGCUUAGCAUACAAGGCCUUGAUCAAACCUGGGGAAGUCUUGGUGCAUCCUCAGAACAGAUCAGGAUCAAUGCUGAGUGCUGUGGAUUGCUGGGCCAAAGGAAUGAGGAUGUGGAAGGUGGGAGUGAGAAAAGAGCUGCUGACUGAAAGCUUUGCUUUUGAGUUAGCUUUGUGCCCUCAAGCCAGAAAUGAGCAACUUGCUGCCAACAGAGCAUUGGUUGCAAGCACUCCACAGCUUCUAGCUCCUUUGACUGGCAAGGAAAGGUUCUUGUCGGUUUCCAGCUCACACACCACUGCGUGGCUCAAGGCAGUGGAAGCUGGCUGCCAAGCACCUGGUGAUGACCAUGUCCUUCAGUUGAGGCAAGGAGAGGAAAGAAGUGAUGCCAUCAUUGAUUUGCUGAACCAAGGGUGGACUUGGAUUGUGUUCUCUGCUGCUGUAGAAGCAGAAUGGAAACAAUUGCCAUCAUGGCUGCAGCUUGCCCUAAACUCCACCAACUCGAAUGCCAAGCAGCUUUCUGAGGUGGAAUGUGCAGCACAACUGGCACAGGGCUUGCAGCAAGGGCAAUCCUUGAAGCUUGCUUUGGAAGUUGUGAAAGCUUGUGACCCUGCCUGCAAAUCCAGCUUGGAUUGCAUUGCAAUGUAUGUCAGCAAGUUUGCUGGUGGCAAGGAUGCUCCAAUCAUUACCUUCCUUUCCAAGUUUGGCAAGUCUUAUGGCACUCUGAUGGUUGGUGAAGAGAUGAUGAGAGCCAUCAGCUCCUUUGAGAUGAAGAACUCUGACAACUUGCUGCCUUUCUUGAGAGCCAGCAUGUGGGCAACAAUGAUGAGUGCACAAAGGUCAGUGGAUGGAAUUUCUAGAAUCCUGUCCAAGAGUGACACUGAGAGAGUGAAGGCUCCUUCGAUCAGGGCUCUGGUGCUUGAAGCAGAGCAGCUGCUGGCUGAUUCUUGGACUUUGUACAUGUCCUCUACAGCUGGUGAGAGUCAGAAAGUGGGUGCCUAUGGCAGGCUGUGUGUCAGGGUCUGCUUACAUGUUGUGGGCAAAGAGAAAGUUGGAAGAGAACCUUCAGGCUUCAAGGACUUGAAAGAGAUUGGUGAGAAGUUUGCUGAGGAACUUCAGAAUCCUUCACCUGUCCAAGCAGCAGCAGCUUCUUCAAGUUCGAAUUUGCCUGUGAUCAAUGUUUUCACUGCCAGCCCAGCUGAAUUGGCACUCUUGCAGAACCAGCACAUCAAAGUCAAUGAAUUGUAUGUGAAUGCAAGCCAGCAUGGGCAGAAGAUCUUCACCUACAUGUCUGCAACAGACACUUCCUGCAUCAUGGUGCACAAGCCCUUGUUCAGUGGAGAAGAGAGAGUGCAUGUGCCUUUCACUGAGCUGAAGCAAUGGAAGCUGACCAAAUCUCACCCUCCAGAGAAAUGUGAGCCUGAGAAGAAGAAGCUGCACAUGCCAAGCUUGAGUGCUGUGGUGCAAGCAGAGCUGCAGAAAACUCAAGUGCAGCAUGCUUUGCUCAAAGCAUGCAUGGAUCAUGCCAUCAAUGAAGGGGAUGUGGCUUUCUCCAACCAUCCAAAUCACAUUUGGUCUUUGAAAAAAAUCAAAAAAGGUUCUUUGAAGUUGGUUCCUUGUGGAACUGUGGCAAAACUCAAGGGUGCCCCCAGCAAGGACAAAGUGUAUAUCAAGGCAUGUGGACACCAAUGGCAAAUUCAACCCUUCAAAGCGCUUUCUGAUUUCACCAAGACUGAAGGUGUGCUGGCUCCUUUCUGGUGGGUCAAAGUGGCUGGGCCCCUUGAGGAGCACAACAUGGGCCAUGCAGAGAUCACAGUGGAUGGUUGCAAGAUCCCUGUCUUGACCAACAUUCGCCCUGUGGGAACCAAUGAGAAGUUGAUGGUGGAGAAUCCUUUGAAAGAUGUGCAAGCGAAAAAAAAGCCAAAACUGAGUCUUGAAGUUGUAGCACAGCAAGUUUGCAGCCAAUGUAAGUUAGCCUGCAAAAGAGCAGCUGUGGCAAGGUGUGAAACUCCUUGCUUGGUAAUCCUUCCAUGCCAUGUUGGCAGGCCACAAACAAGUGCUGGCAAGACACAAAAAGAUGUGGUAUUUUCUUUUCAAGCCUUUGCAUGGCUAAGCUUGCAAGCCUUCAUGGCUGAGCUCUGUGCUUUGUUACUCUUAGCCUUUAUGGCUUUGCUUUGUGCAUUGCAAGCUUCCAUAGCUCCCAGGAUGUGCUUUGCAAGCCAGCAUGGCUAG